Messenger RNA from Triplophysa dalaica, 1727 nucleotides. It is a transcript of the gene tubb2, whose product is annotated as tubulin, beta 2A class IIa. Gene Ontology annotation, molecular function: GTP binding; GTPase activity; structural constituent of cytoskeleton. Gene Ontology annotation, cellular component: microtubule; cytoplasm. The coding region runs from base 127 to 1476 and encodes 449 amino acids. The record is from RefSeq and is a predicted model, not a curated record. Gene Ontology annotation, biological process: microtubule cytoskeleton organization; mitotic cell cycle. Lineage: Eukaryota; Metazoa; Chordata; Actinopteri; Cypriniformes; Nemacheilidae. The transcript has 4 exons.
UGACGGGGAGUCAGAAGACAUCCACAAGCUCCAUAAACCGCUGAGUGUUGUCAUCACGCUGACAGACGGAGCAGAAGCUGAAGAAGCUGCAGUCACACAUCGGGAAGCUUUUGUCAUUACAGCACAAUGAGGGAAAUUGUUCACAUUCAGGCCGGACAGUGCGGUAACCAGAUCGGUGCCAAGUUUUGGGAGGUGAUAAGCGAUGAACACGGCAUUGACCCCACCGGCAGUUAUCAAGGUGACAGUGAUCUGCAGCUGGAGAGGAUAAACGUAUAUUACAAUGAGGCCUCUGGAGGUAAAUAUGUCCCCCGUGCAAUCCUGGUGGAUCUGGAGCCUGGCACCAUGGACUCCGUGCGCUCGGGCCCAUUUGGACAAAUCUUCAGGCCAGAUAAUUUUGUUUUUGGUCAAAGCGGCGCUGGGAACAACUGGGCUAAAGGCCACUACACAGAAGGAGCAGAGCUGGUGGACUCUGUGUUGGAUGUUGUACGCAAAGAGUCGGAAAACUGCGACUGCCUGCAGGGCUUCCAGCUCACACACUCCCUGGGCGGAGGCACCGGGUCGGGCAUGGGUACCCUACUCAUUAGCAAGAUCCGAGAGGAGUACCCCGAUCGCAUCAUGAACACCUUCAGCGUCAUGCCUUCACCAAAGGUGUCCGACACGGUAGUGGAGCCUUACAACGCUACGCUAUCCGUGCAUCAACUGGUGGAAAACACAGACGAGACGUUCUGCAUCGACAAUGAAGCGCUCUAUGACAUCUGCUUCCGCACGCUCAAACUCACCACUCCUACUUACGGCGACCUGAACCACCUCGUCUCUGUGACCAUGAGCGGGGUCACCACCUGCCUGCGAUUCCCGGGUCAACUGAACGCCGACCUCCGCAAGCUGGCCGUCAACAUGGUGCCCUUCCCUCGCCUCCACUUCUUCAUGCCUGGCUUCGCCCCACUGACAAGCCGCGGAAGCCAGCAGUAUCGCGCCCUCUCCGUCCCGGAGCUGACACAGCAGAUGUUCGACGCCAAGAACAUGAUGGCGGCCUGCGACCCACGCCACGGCCGCUACCUCACUGUGGCAGCCAUCUUCCGUGGACGUAUGUCCAUGAAAGAGGUGGACGAGCAGAUGCUCAGCGUUCAGAACAAGAACAGCAGCUACUUCGUGGAAUGGAUCCCCAACAACGUCAAGACGGCAGUUUGCGACAUCCCACCCCGUGGUCUCAAAAUGUCGGCCACGUUCAUCGGCAACAGCACGGCCAUUCAGGAGCUGUUCCGUAGGAUCUCCGAGCAGUUCACCGCCAUGUUCAGACGCAAGGCUUUCCUGCACUGGUACACCGGAGAGGGAAUGGAUGAGAUGGAGUUCACAGAAGCCGAGAGCAACAUGAACGACCUGGUCUCCGAGUACCAGCAGUAUCAAGACGCUACCGUUGAUGAGAUCGGAGAAUAUGAGGAGGACGAUCUCGAAGACGAGGAGGAUGUUCGCCAUUGAGAGAGCUCUCUAAAAAGCUGCACAGUUGAUAAUAUUUUAUUUUGAAAUCCAUGGCUUGUAGUUUAAAUGCUAAUGCAAUAGCAAUGUGAACAACACUGCAACUUCAUAAUUCAACAGGUGCUGUUGCUUACGGUCCAGGCUGGUGGAGAGACGAGUAGACCGUCAGUUCAUCAACAGCAUCAUCGGUCCUUUUUGUGUUGUAACAUAUUUCAAUCCCUGUUGCCAUGUGGAAUAAAUUACAAUAAAUCACA